Messenger RNA from Pestalotiopsis fici W106-1, 381 nucleotides. RefSeq lists its product as uncharacterized. The coding region runs from base 1 to 381 and encodes 126 amino acids. The record is from RefSeq and is a predicted model, not a curated record. The transcript has a single exon. NCBI's taxonomy places the organism in Eukaryota, Fungi, Ascomycota, Sordariomycetes, Amphisphaeriales, Sporocadaceae.
AUGACCAGUGCAGAUGAGAGCAAGCCGGUACAACCCGCCCUUCAGGCACAAUAUACCAACGCCUCGACGACGUUGCCAGCAGAGCCCUUUACACUGACACAGACGCUACCUGCCAUCCCAUCGUCCUCGUCCUCGUCGGAGCCGCCAUCCGCCUAUCUUCGCGCCCUACGUGAUGCCGUGACCCAGACACAGAGCCAGAUCAACGAGGCCCUGACCUCGCGAAUGGAGGACGACAAGCGGCGCGAGGCCGAGGCUGCCCUAGCCGCCGGCCAAGGCACUGGAGCUGGGGCCAAAAACAACAAGCGCAAGAAGGGCAAGACCGAGAUUGACGAGGAGGCAGAGGAGCAGAACUACGGAGAAGAGGUUGUCGAUGAAGAUUGA